AUGGGAAACGCUACAGCUCUAUUCUACCUGGUAUUUCUGGCCUGGAUCCUGCUGCUUCAUUUGCCGCUGUGGCUGCGCUUGUCACCACGUGAGGCGUCAGUAUCAAGGGGGAACCUGACUGCGGAAGCGAUCGAAACCCUCCAGUCGUACCUGCGCAUCGACACUGCCCAGCCACAACCUCAGUACCGUAAGGCAGUUCGCUUCAUCAAGCAGGCCUGCAAACGAGCUGGUCUUGAAGGUUUCCACCAGUUCUCGUUUCAGCGUGGUCGACUCGGGGCGGUCUGUAGUGUCCAGGGACGCGAGCCGCACCUUGGAGCGGUGGUGCUGAACUCGCACAUUGACGUCGUGCCGGCCGAGUCGUCCGCCUGGCGCCUGGCGCCUCCUUUCUCAGCAGCUAUUGUCGACGGAAACGUGGUCGCUAGGGGCUCACAAGAUAUGAAGACGCAAGGAGUGCAGUACCUGGAGGCGCUGCGUCGGCUACGCGCACAGGCCGGCGACAAGUGGCCUAUGCGGCGAACGGUCCACGUGCUCUUUGUGCCGGAUGAGGAGGUCGGUGGUCGCACGGGGAUGGCUUCGCUGGUGAACUCCAGUCUAUGGCGUGAUACAUUGCGCCCGGCAGUGCUGAUCGACGAGUGUCUUCCCGAGACUCGCCUCGGUGUCUACAAAGUAUGCUAUGGCGAGAGACAGCCCUGGUGGAUGACCAUUCGAACGAGCCAUCACACUGCGCAUGGCGGAACGCUCCCCGCAGAUACGGCGAUUCAACGUCUUUUUGCGCUGUUAGACAACGUACUUGCGUAUCGAGAGCAACAGCGCCUUGCUGUAGAGAGCCAGAGGAAAGCGCUGGGCGAGGUGCUUGGCGUCAAUGUGGUCCACUGGGCCAGCAGCGGCAACGGGAACGCCACCAAUGUCAUCCCGAGUGAUGCAGAAAUCCGACUGGAUAUGCGCGUCCCGCCACAUAUGUCUGAACUGGAGGUACUUGCGCUGUUAGAGGAGUGGACACGAGGCUCGUGCAACUGGCACUCGCACAACGGCGAACUUUUGUGUGCGAAUGCUACGUACCGUAUCCAGUUCAUUGAUCGAGUCAUUGCACCGUAUCGCGAAGUGGUUGACGAGGCCGAGUCUAUGCUCUAUCGGGCGAUUGCCAUCGCAGGAAGAGCACGAAACAUCAGUCUCGAACCGUUUGUGUUCCCCAUGAGUACGGACUCGCGGUAUGUGCGUCAGGCGGGUGUCCCAGCGUAUGGUAUCAUGGCGCUGGACGGGGUCCUGCAGGGAGCGCAGUUACAUCAGCCUGAUGAGUCUGUGCCACUGACUGCGUUCGAGCGAGGUAUUUCGUUUUACAUGGAAUUGGUGCGUCAACUCGCCGAGGAAGCGCACUGGGAAGCAACCGCAGACGUUGCGAACGUAACUGCCCGUCGGCAUACUUCGGAUGAACUGUAG
Molecule: messenger RNA, 1437 nt
Organism: Cyanidioschyzon merolae strain 10D
Lineage: Eukaryota; Rhodophyta; Bangiophyceae; Cyanidiales; Cyanidiaceae
Product: probable aminoacylase I
Exons: 1
Coding region: 1-1437 (478 amino acids)
Molecular function (GO): aminoacylase activity
Source: RefSeq, a predicted model, not a curated record